AUGGAGGAGGUCAACGAGGAGCAGCAGCAGAAGCAACAGCAGGAGGAGCAACAGCAGGAGGAGCAGCAGCAGGAGCAACAGCAGGAGGAGCAGCAGCAGGAGCAGCAGCAGGAGGAGCAGCAGCAGGAGGAGCAACAGGAGGAGGAGCAGCAGCAGGAGGAGCAGCAGGAGGAGCAACAGCAGGAGCAGCAGCAGGAGGAGCAGCAGGAGGAGCAGCAGCAGGAGGAGCAGCAGGAGGAGCAACAGCAGGAGCAGCAGCAGGAGGAGCAGCAGGAGGAGCAACAGCAGGAGGAGCAGCAGCAGGAGGAGCAGCAGGAGGAGCAACAGCAGGAGCAGCAGCAGGAGGAGCAGCAGGAGGAGCAACAGCAGGAGCAGCAGCAGGAGGAGCAGCAGGAGGAGCAACAGCAGGAGCAGCAGGAGGAGGAGCAGCAGGAGCAACAGCAGGAGCAGCAGGAGGAGCAGCAGCAGGAGGAGCAGCAGGAGCAACAGCAGGAGCAGCAGGAGGAGCAGCAGCAGGAGGAGCAGCAGCAGGAGCAGCAGCAGGAGGAGCAGCAGGAGGAGCACCAGCAGGAGCAGCAGCAGGAGGAGAAGAAGGAGGAGCAACAGCAGGAGCAGCAGGAGGAGGAGCAGCAGGAGGAGCAACAGCAGGAGCAGCAGGAGGAGCAGCAGCAGGAGGAGCAGCAGGAGGAGCAGCAGGAGGAGCAACAGCAGGAGCAGCAGGAGGAGCAGCAGCAGGAGGAGCAGCAGGAGGAGCAGCAGGAGGAGUAA
Molecule: messenger RNA, 768 nt
Organism: Knipowitschia caucasica
Lineage: Eukaryota; Metazoa; Chordata; Actinopteri; Gobiiformes; Gobiidae
Source: the annotation of a GenBank genome assembly